GCAGAAGCUUUUUCACAUCAGUUUCUUCAGUGGUAUUUCCUCCCAUAUCUUCUGAUGAAGAUAUGGUUUUAUUUGAGGAAUAUUUACAAGACUCCACAAAUUUUAAUAAUGCAGUAUCGGAGCUUGUUAAAGUAGGCGGAUCGAAAGCCUAUGAUUUUGUCUCAAGAGUUGGUAAAUUAAUUAUUACCAAUGAGCAAGCUCUAAAGUACAGUUGGCUGGGACAGAAAGGAAAACAAAAGUUUUGUGAUACCAGAAUUGCAAAUCUAAUAAUUGGUAAAGCUUAUUCUAUAUUUUAUAUAUUUUAUAAUGUUCGUACCUUUUUUAGAGGCAUUAAUAGCAACAAAUUUAGCAAAAACGACAAAAGAAGCACAAUCAGCUAUUCAGUUAUGGUUAAGAAGAGCAUUUGAUAGAAACAACUAUAAAAUCAAUAAAAAAAAUUAAUGUAAAAAUUAGUUUUUAAUAUUUUAAGUAUGUAUGUGUAAAAGUUGA
Messenger RNA from Diabrotica virgifera virgifera (western corn rootworm), 489 nucleotides. RefSeq lists its product as uncharacterized. The transcript is spliced from 2 exons. Lineage: Eukaryota; Metazoa; Arthropoda; Insecta; Coleoptera; Chrysomelidae. The record is from RefSeq and is a predicted model, not a curated record. Bases 63 to 407 code for a protein of 114 amino acids.